Messenger RNA from Clonostachys solani, 1260 nucleotides. The record is from the annotation of a GenBank genome assembly. NCBI's taxonomy places the organism in Eukaryota, Fungi, Ascomycota, Sordariomycetes, Hypocreales, Bionectriaceae.
AUGAACCGUCCAGUAGCUCAGCCCCUCAAAGUCCUUAUCGUGGGCGCUGGUAUCGGGGGUCUAUCUGCCGCCAUAGCUCUGCGUGCCGCCGGGCACGAGGUGGAGAUAUUUGAAUCGAGUCGUUUCGCGGCCGAGCUUGGUGCAGCUAUCCACCUUCCGCCCAAUGUCAAUGGUGUUUUGCGACGGUACGGCCUCAAGCCAGAGACAUGGGGUGCCAACAAGACGGAAUGGGUAUCCGUCUUUGAUUCGCAAGGCAAUGUCAUUAGCCAGAAGGACGUAUCAAGCGUUGAAGACGAAUACCACCAUCCAUGGCAACUCAGUCAUCGCGUGGACCUCCACGAAGCCCUGAAGAUGGCCGCGACUUCGCCGGACCUCGUAGGCAUUCCGGCCAAGCUUCAUUUGAGCAGUAGGAUUCUCAGCUGUGAGCCGCAAAAUGGUAGCAUUAUAUUCGAAAAUGGAGGAUCGCGUGCAGGAGACCUGGUUAUUGCUGCUGACGGUGUCCAUUCGACUCUCCGCCCGCUCGUCAGUGGGGAGAAUAUCCCGGCGUUUCCAUCUGGUGGCUGCGCGUUCCGGUUUCUCGUCCCAAUAGAAAAGGUCAGGGCGAAUCCUCUGACUGCUCCAUUGGUUCAAAAGAGUGGCGACUUUCAAAUUUGGGAAGGCAAGAAUCGUCGCCUCGUUGUCUAUCCGUGUCGAUCAGCUUACUUUCUGUUUAGCAAUAACACGCAGCUGAACUUUGUCUGCCUCCACCCUGAUACCGAAAAUGAGACAAGCUCGGAAGGUUGGAACAACUCUACCACCAUUGAACACGUCCUAAAGACUUUUAGAGAGUACUGUGAGUCGAUCAGGACGGUCCUGGGUAUGGCUGAUCCCGAGACCAUCAAACUCUGGAGACUCUGGGACCACCACGCGCUCAAGACUUGGGUUCAGGGCCCCACAGCUCUCCUUGGGGACGCUGCACAUCCUUUCCUGCCUCACCAAGGCCAAGGCGGUGCGCAAGCCAUCGAGGACGGCGUAGCUCUGGGUGCACUCUUCCCCCUUGGCACCACUUCGUCGCAAGUCCCUGAGCGUCUGAAGCUGUAUAUGGAGGCAAGGUACGAGCGUGCCACGAUGGUCCAGAACUUUUCGCGACAGAUGGCGUUCCAGACAAGCAACGAGGACAAGAUUGGUGGAUUCAGCAUGGACCCCUUGGAGUUCGCGUCCAAGAACUUUGGCCACGAUGCUUUUCGACAUGCGCAGGAGCUUUUGGUUAAGAUAACAUAG